Molecule: messenger RNA, 670 nt
Organism: Blepharisma stoltei
Lineage: Eukaryota; Ciliophora; Heterotrichea; Heterotrichida; Blepharismidae
Source: the annotation of a GenBank genome assembly
AUGAAGAAAGAAACUGAAGAGAGUCUGUAAGCAGCUAUCCAGGUGGUAUGAUACUCCUCUAGCUAAUACAGAUAUGAAGCUAAAUAAAAUAGUAAACCCCUCAGAACUUCCUAUUAAAAGACUCCCCAAUCAGAAAGAUGACCCGUCACCUAACAAGCACCUCAAGCAAUACAAUAGCUUCGAAUAUUCAGAAGGUAUUUCUUACACAGUUGAACAAAAAUCUGUAUUUAAUUAUUUCAAUUUUAUUGGAAAAGCCAACAAAGAAUUGAAAGCAAUUUUCCAUUCCAAUCCACAAAUGAAAGCCAAAGCAUGCCAAUACAAAAAUUGGUCUACUAUUACAAUGUAUCUAAAAGAGCAAUUAAAUAUGAAUCAGAGAUAUAAUAUAGAUGAACUUAAUAAUCAGAAAAUAAUGAUAGACAAUGCAAUUAGUUUUUUCAAAAAAAUUCUUCAGGAUAAUUCGCUGUGUGAACCUACAAAAAAAGAAGAUGUGGUCAAUCAGGGUGUUGACUGGAAAACUGAAUUCAAUUCAGCAUGUGAAAGAAUAUUAAAUCUAUCGGUAGAAAAUAAACAAAAUUUGAAAUCGCUAAUAAUAGGCACCAAGCAAAGCUAUAACAAGAUAAGGGAAAGAAUAUUAGUUCCUAGUUCGGAUUUAAAUAAGCAAAAGAGUUAA